Molecule: messenger RNA, 867 nt
Organism: Doryrhamphus excisus (bluestripe pipefish)
Lineage: Eukaryota; Metazoa; Chordata; Actinopteri; Syngnathiformes; Syngnathidae
Product: galactose-specific lectin nattectin-like
Source: RefSeq, a predicted model, not a curated record
UGGUUUAUGUCGAUAGGUUGUCCUUAGCGAUAUCGCUAAGGUUGUGGCAAUCCAAUGUGUAACGUGACACCAACAGGACUGACAAGCCAGCAUAAAAAGGACGAGUCUUUGUCGCUGCCAACAUUGAGUCUCAUCACUGCCAAGAUGGCGUUCGGUCUUCGCGUCUUCUUCCUCCUUUGUGGCAUCAGCGGACUGCUGACUGGAGCUCGGUCCUGGCCUGGCACCAAAAACAAAGGAAGGAACUGUCCUGAAGGCUGGACUCUGUUUGAGGAUCGUUGUUACAUCUACCAAAAUGAAACCAGGACUUAUGUAGAUGCAGAGAGAGCGUGCAACAAUCUCAGUGGGAAUCUGGUGUCCAUCCGCAACGAUCUGGAGAAUACGCUGACUGUUGAACUGAUUCGGGAGGCGGAAGGCGUGAUUUUACUCACCUGGAUUGGACUCCAUGAUGCCCUGGAGGAGGGAGACUUUGUCUGGACUGACGGCUCCAACAGCAAUUUCCGGAACUUUGCAAUUGGUCAGCCUGACGGAUUCGUAGGAAAUGAAAACUGCGUACAGAUUCGACCUUCAGAUGAGUUGUGGAACGAUACCUCAUGCACUGAGGAGAACCCUUCUGUUUGUGUCAGAGAUUUGUACACACCACAUGAAACACCCGCACCACCCACACCAACCACACCACCCACACCCACCAUAACAGCCCCACAAGUUUUUUAAGCUAAUGCUAUAUAGACACGAAAGAGUAAUGGACAGAAGAAAGAUCUACUGUCAAGAAAGCACCUGUGAUGUAACAGCAAGAAAUGUUCCAGAAAUGUUGGAUGUGGCAGAGGAGGGAGGUGUGGAGUAACCAAAAGACAUCAGAACAGAAAUAAA